CGGAGAUCAGAGGAACAACGAAGAAUACAAAAAACUAUUUAUAGGUUAGGGUUUGAUCACACUAUACAUUUUUUGAAAUGUUUUAAUGGAUCUUGUGUAUGUUGUGCAUCAGAUUUCAAGAAACAGUUUAAAAUUAAAAUUGUGAUUAGAAUAUAAAUAAUUUAUACUAUAUUCAAUAUUGCAUGAACAAUUGGCAAUUUGUGUCUGGUUAUUUAGUUUAAAAAGGUUCAACAAUUUACACAUUUUGAAAGUUACAUUUAAUUCUGCUACUCCUUUAAUUAGUUUUCUGAAAGCAUAAUAUUACUAUAGAUCCAAAACCAAAACGCUGAGUUUGGAAUGUUUCAAUAUAGGUUUUAAACCGUAGACAUACAACACUAAAACCAUGGCUUCUUACAAGUUAAGAAGAAGAAAAACGAAGUACACGCAAAUGCUACUGAGGGAUUUCAGCAUUGACACUAGUUUGGAACCCACACAGAAUGUGAUGGUAUGCAAUGCUGGUCUCGUAUCAGGAGUCAAGUACGAGGAAGUGACCAAACUGUUCACCAAGUUCGGCAACGUACAGAAUAUUGUCAUGAUACCAAAGAAGUCAUAUUGUUUUGUUGUAUAUUCUUCAAUUGAUGAGGCAGCCAAAGCCUAUGAUUCUAUCAAUGGCAAGGAGAAGCUAAUUAUAAUGGACAGUCCACUUUAUUUAUUGUAUUCUUUAUCAGUACCUUCCGGAUUUGGUUCGCCUGAAUCCCAACCAUUACCAGAAGGCUUAGUCUUGCUGAAUGAUUUUGCCACGGAAGAGGAAGAAAAUCAGUUAUUAAACUGUAUCAACUGGAAUACUGAGGGCCAAGUGGAGAAAGGUAAAGCAUUGAAACAUCGAAGAGUCAAACAUUUCGGCUAUGAGUUCCGAUACGAUAUAAACAAUGUUGACAAGGACUCACCAUUGGAGGAGGCCAUUCCAUCAGAGUGUGAUUUUAUUGGGGAGCGUCUUGCAAAACUAGGCCAUCCUCUAGCAUGGAGUCCUGACCAACUAACAGUCAAUCAAUACCAGAGAGGGCAAGGUAUACCAAGCCACAUUGACACUCACAGUGCCUUUGAGUCACCAAUACUCUCUCUGUCGCUCGGCUCGGACGUGGUGAUGGAGUUCCGGAGAGGUGAGAGGCAUGUGCCAGUGUUGCUGCCUCGUCGUUCCCUUCUCAUCAUGAGUGGAGAGUCAAG
Homalodisca vitripennis (glassy-winged sharpshooter) is the source of this 1203-nucleotide messenger RNA. RefSeq names its product alkylated DNA repair protein alkB homolog 8-like. Lineage: Eukaryota; Metazoa; Arthropoda; Insecta; Hemiptera; Cicadellidae. The record is from RefSeq and is a predicted model, not a curated record. Gene Ontology annotation, molecular function: S-adenosylmethionine-dependent methyltransferase activity; tRNA binding. Gene Ontology annotation, cellular component: cytoplasm; nucleus. Gene Ontology annotation, biological process: tRNA wobble uridine modification.